AAGUUUUGACUGUUUUGACGCUUUUGACCCUUUUGACUGACCAAGUUGACAUUCCGGAGUUUUCACCCGAUUUUUGAAAGACUGAGUGAUUAAGUUAAAAAUGGCAGGCCCGUCCAGGCAAUUUGGACUCCUUCUCCCAAAAAAGGCUCAACUCUCAGUUCCCAAAAAAGCCAACAUUUUCGGUGACGACAGCGACUUGGACGAAGAUGAGGGCGUCGAUUGGGUGAAAAAAAGUUUGCAGGCAGAAGGCGAGAAGAACCGAGUAAAAAAACAAGCGCGUUUAGAUGCAGAAAGAGCUUUAGAAGAAGAUCCCACAAUUUACCAAUACGAUGAAAUUUACUCAGAUAUUCAUGUAGACCCUAAGCAGAAGAAAGCAGAGAAGAAAAAAGAGGGACCAAAGUACAUCAAAACAUUGCUUCAAGCAGCAGAAAAGAGGAAAAAGGAACACGAGUUGAGAAUUGAAAGGAUGGUUCAGAAAGAAAGGGAAGCCGAGGGAGAAAUGUUCAAAGACAAGGAAAAAUUCGUCACUGCUUCUUACAGAGCGAAACUCGAAGAAAUGAAAAAACUUGAGGAAGAACAAAAGGAAAUGGACAGACUCGAAACUAUCGGCGACGUUACAAAACAAGGUGAUGUUUCUGGAUUUUACAGACAUCUUUACGAGCAGACAUUCGAUAAAGCGAAAACUGGCCUUAAAAAAGAACCAGUCAUCAAAGGACCCGAAAUUAAAAAAGAAUCAGAGGAAGAUAAGGUUGAAAAAUUGGAGGAAAACCUCGACAAGGACGAUUCUUCAGUUAAUGAUUCGAGUUCAGAGGGAGGUGACGAAAAUAAGACGGAAGCUGUGAAGAUUCUUACGAGAACGAGGAAAGUGAAACAAUUUCGACAAAGAGUGGUGGAAAAAUCGGAAUCUGAACCGGAAGAUGAUCAAGAAUCAGAAAAAGCCGGGAAAGAAGAGAAAGAGAAAGAUGCAGCUAAUAAGGGAGAAGCUAGACUUCAGGAUAAAAAGGAAUCAGGAAAAGAAAAAAGGGAGGAUACAAAUAGUCGAAAACGAAGCUUGACGCCUGAAGUUAAAGAAAAGGAUAAAGAAAAUGAAGAUAAAAAUAAAGAAGAACUUGAGAAUGGAUCAAGUAAAAAGAAGAAAGAGGAUGAGGAGAAACCCAAGCGAAAAAAAGCGGAAAGAAGAGUGUCUAUUUGGGUGAAAAGAACGGUGGGGCCAGUUUUCAACGAGGCUUUGCAAAGGUAUUAUGCUAGGAAAGCGAUGAGGCUGUCUGGGUCCUAGAUUUUUUUAUCUAAACACUAUUUUUCUUGAGUUUGCAGGAUUUUCAAUCUAAAAUCAAGUUAGAUUAACAGAAUGUAAUUUAAUGAGAAAUAAAUAUUAGUUUUUCUAAUUAAAUUAAAUGAAGGA
This is a messenger RNA of Belonocnema kinseyi, 1402 nucleotides long. RefSeq names its product nuclear speckle splicing regulatory protein 1. The coding region runs from base 101 to 1276 and encodes 391 amino acids. The transcript has 2 exons. Gene Ontology annotation, biological process: regulation of alternative mRNA splicing, via spliceosome. The record is from RefSeq and is a predicted model, not a curated record. NCBI's taxonomy places the organism in Eukaryota, Metazoa, Arthropoda, Insecta, Hymenoptera, Cynipidae.